GGGAGCUGCAGGAGGGACUCGGGAGGCCCAGGAACUAGAAAUGGACUCAGUGGCCUUUGAGGAUGUAAAUGUGGAGUUCACCAUGGAGGAGUGGGCUUUCCUGAAUCUGACCCAGAAGAAACUCUACACAGAUGUGAUGCUGGAAACCUUCUGGAACCUGGCAUCAGUAGCAUGUAUUUUAGAAGAAAAAUGUGAAGGCCAUGACAUUGAAAAUCAGUAUGAAAAUCAUGGGAUGAAUCUUAGUAUUAAUAAUAUGCUUCUGAUUUUAGUUAGAGAGUUAGGAACAUCGAUGAGAGAGAACAUCGAUCAGCCGCCUCCUGCACAUCUCCCACUGGGGAUGUGCCUGCAAGAAAAGAGGAAAACUCCUACUGAAAUAAAACAACCUAAAUCCAGGUUGUGUAGUCAAGUCUUCAUGCAUUAUUUAUCCUUUAAUAACCACCUGAGCUCUCCCAUUGGGCGCAAACUAUACCUGUGUCAGGAAUAUGAAGAAAACGCUUAUAAAUGUAAGGAACCUGAGAAAGCUAUUAAGCAUCACCAACAAAUUCAAAGACAUGAAGGGAGACCCAGUGGAGAAAAAACCUAUGAAUGUAAGGUAUGUGGGAAAGCUUUCCACUAUUCAACUUCUCUUAGAAAUCAUGAAAGAUCACAUGUUGGUGGGAAACCAUAUGAGUGUAAGCAAUGUGGCAAAGACUUUAGUCAUCUCAUUUACUUUAUAAUUCACAAAAACACUCAUAAUGGAGAGAAACUAUAUCAAAGUAAGCAAUGUAGCAAAGCUAUCAGUUCUCCCAAGUAUUCUCAAGAAAAUGAAAGAACACACACUAGAGAAAAGUCCUAUCAAUGUAAGAAAUCUGGUAAAAGUUUCAGUUCCAGUUAUCUUAGAAAUCAUGAAAGAACACAUACUGGCGAGAAACCUUAUGAAUGUAAGCAAUGUGGGAAAGUCUUCAGUUGGCUCAGCUCUCUUGGAAAACAUAAAAGAAGUCAUGAUGGAAAGAAGCCUCAUGAAUGUAAGGAAUGUGGUAAAACAUUCCAUGACCGCUGUUCCCUUAAAGAUCAUGAAAGAACUCAUACUGGAUCAAAACCCUAUGAAUGUAAGCAUUGUGGUAAAGAUUUCUCUCAUCGAACUUCCCUCCAACGUCAUGAAAGAAUUCAUACUGGGGAAAAACCCUAUAAAUGUAAGCUUUGUUGCAAAGCUUUUUCUUAUGUAGUUUCCCUCCAUCGUCAUGAAAGAACUCAUACCGGGGAAAAACCAUAUGAAUGUAAGCUUUGUGGUAAAGUUUUCUCGUAUUCAACUUCCCUCCAAAAUCAUAAAACAACUCAUACCGGGGAAAAACCCUAUGAAUGUAAGCAAUGUGGAAAAGUCUUCAAUCAUGAAAGAAUUCAUACUGGGUUGAAACCCUAUGAAUGUAAGCAUUGUGAUAAAGAUUUCUCUCGUCGAACUUCCCUCCGACGUCAUGAAAGAAUUCAUACUGGGGAUAAACCCUAUAAAUGUAAGCAUUGUGGCAAAGCUUUCUCUUAUCCCACUUACCUCCAACGUCAUGAAAGAACUCAUACGGGGGAAAAACCCUAUAAAUGUAAGCAUUGUGGCAAAGCUUUCUCUUAUCCCACUUACCUCCAAUGUCAUGAAAGAACUCAUACUGGGGAGAAACCCUAUAAAUGUAAGCAUUGUGGAAAAGCUUUCUCUCAUCCAGCUCCCCUCCAAGAUCAUGAAAGAACUCAUACCGGGGAAAAACCCUAUGAAUGUAAGCAUUGUGGCAAAGCCUUCCAUAGUCGCAAGUACUCUCGAGAACAUGAAAGAACACAAUGUGGAGAAAAGCCCUAUGAAUGUCAGCAAUGUGGUAAGACUUUUAAUUUUUCCACAUCUCUUAGACAUCAUGAAAAAAUGCAUACUGGGGAGAAACCCUAUGAAUGUAAGCAAUGUGGCAAAGCGUUCAGACAUUCCACUUCUUUUAGAAAUCAUGAAAGGAUGCAUACUGGGGAGAAACCCUAUGAAUGUAAGGAAUGUGAGAAAGCCUUUUUCUCUGCCAAUUACCUUAGAAAUCAUGAAAGAACUCAUACUGGGGAAAAACCCUAUGAAUGUAAGCAUUGUGGCAAAGCUUUCUCUUAUUCAGCUUCCCUUCGAUGUCAUAAAGUUCUGGUCAUCUGCACAGUUGUAGCCCAUCAUGGGUUUUCUGUGAGUGGAGUGAUUCCUGUGCAAGUCCAAGGUGGGUUCCUGGUAAACAUGGCAGAAAGCUAUCGCCGUUUAGAGGAUGAUGAUCUAAGAAAUAAUUGA
This is a messenger RNA of Myotis lucifugus (little brown bat), 2269 nucleotides long. RefSeq names its product zinc finger protein 709-like. The record is from RefSeq and is a predicted model, not a curated record. NCBI's taxonomy places the organism in Eukaryota, Metazoa, Chordata, Mammalia, Chiroptera, Vespertilionidae. Gene Ontology annotation, biological process: regulation of transcription by RNA polymerase II. Gene Ontology annotation, molecular function: DNA-binding transcription factor activity; RNA polymerase II cis-regulatory region sequence-specific DNA binding.